Rhopalosiphum padi (bird cherry-oat aphid) is the source of this 2874-nucleotide messenger RNA. It is a transcript of the gene PGAP5, whose product is annotated as metallophosphoesterase 1. NCBI's taxonomy places the organism in Eukaryota, Metazoa, Arthropoda, Insecta, Hemiptera, Aphididae. Gene Ontology annotation, molecular function: hydrolase activity. The coding region runs from base 372 to 1514 and encodes 380 amino acids. Gene Ontology annotation, biological process: GPI anchor biosynthetic process. The transcript is spliced from 9 exons. The record is from RefSeq and is a predicted model, not a curated record.
AUUGUUAUUAUGAUUGAUAUCACUGUCGAGUAUAACAAAUAUUACCCGGCAACUAGUUACUUUUUUGUUUAUUCUGGUCAAGUUAGGUCAUUCACCAGUUAUUCAGUAUUAAUUAAUUAAUAAUUACUUAAAUAGAUGUUAAGUUGUUAGUUAUAGACAAAUAAUCAAUAAUGACUGAUCAGUAUUUGACAGCACUAAUUAUUUCUAUUAUUAAAUUGUAUAAACUUCCUAGCUAGUUGUUGUUAGAUCUUUGAAAACCACCCAGUUAGAAUAAUGUGAAUUUUUGACCUAAAAUCAUUUGGAAUUCUGUGUAAUUAAUAUAUAUUUUUACACUUCAAUACCUAAGGAAAAGUCAUCUCAGAAAGUCCGCAAUGAUAAAAUAUUUUAGUCUCAUUACACUUAAGAAAGUUGCACUAUAUUUAUUGAGUAUCAUUGGUUUAGUAUUUUUUUGUGCAUAUGGCAUCUUUUACGUGGUUUUAUCACAAUGCAAUUGGCCUUCUGAUAGUAACAUGACAUCAGAGCAACCUGUUAAAGUAAUGUUAUUAGCUGACACUCAUUUACUUGGUACGAGGAAAGGACAUUGGCUUGAUAAGAUGAUACGAGAAUGGGAAAUGGGAUGUGCUUUUCAAACUGCUAUCAAAUUACAUAAACCAGAACUUAUUUUUAUUUUAGGUGAUUUAUUUGAUGAAGGAUUAUGGAGUAGUGAAAGAGAUUUCAACUCUUAUGUAGAAACAUUUAAAUAUUUGUUUUCAGUACCAUCAGCUAUACAAUUAUAUACUAUUGUUGGUAAUCAUGAUAUUGGUUUCCAUUAUAGCAUAACACCACAUCUUGAAAAAAGGUUUAAUAAAGUGUUUAAUACUACUCCAGUAGAAUUGAUCAGUAGGCGUAAUGUUCAUUUUGUAUCAGUAAAUAGUAUGGCUAUGGAAAUGGAUGGAUGUUUUUUAUGUCAUGCUGCUAAAUUAAAACUAAAUAUCAUCUCCAAGCAAUUGAAAUGUAGCCAAAAUGAAAAUAAAUGUUCAAAAACAAUGAUGCUAGAUGGGAAUUAUAGUAAACCCAUACUAUUACAACAUUUUCCUCUGUAUAGAAAAAAUGAUAUGGCGUGCAAUGAACCGGAUUCAGCCUCAUUAAAAGAAAAAGAAAAACCUUUUCGCGAGGGCUGGGAUUGUUUACGCAAAGAUGCAACAGAAAAGUUAUUGAAAGUGGUACAGCCUCGACUAGUUUUUGGCGGACAUACUCACCACGGUUGCCAUAUCCAUCAUGCAAAUGGAGUUCACGAAUACAGUAUAUCCUCAUUUAACUGGAGAAAUAAAUAUAAUCCCAGUUAUAUGCUUGCAUUAUUUUCUAUGAAUAAUUAUUCCAUUGAAACAUGUCAUAUGCCUCGAGAACAUACAAUUGUAUUUAUUUACUUAACAUCAAUUAUGAUUUUUUUAUAUUUUAAGGUAUUAAAAUUCAAACAAACUUCUUUAAUCAACAAUAAUCGCCAUCUAUUUCAUCGUAAAGAAACAAAUGAUUAGUAUACCAUAAUUUAUUUUUUAAGCUGUUAGACAAUGUUCUGUUCAUAUAGUGGUUUUUCAGCAAUUAACCGGCCAAAACCUAAUCUAGAAAGAUCUAUUGAAUUAUAUCCACUUUCGGUAAUCAUUUCCAUUAUAGCUCGGCCAACGGCUGGUGCUUGUUGUAUACCUUAGAUUAAUAAAUAUGAAUUAAUUAAAUUGUAUGAAUUACACUAAAAUAUUUCUUUUACUCACCAUGUCCACUAAAACCAGUAGCAAAAAAUAAGUUAAAAUAGCUUGGAUGAGCUCCUAUAACACCAUUUUGAUCGUACCAAUUAUAAUCAUAAUAUCCAGCCCAGCUACUUUUAACCUGUAAAAUAAUUUAAAAUAUUAAAAAUGAACAUAAAUUGUAACAGUAUAUCCAAUUUAUAAAUUUAAAUUCAUUCAAUGAAUUUAUUCCAUGAUAGUACAAAUUGUACUAUUAACAUACAUACCUUAAUAAGCUUAGUAAAAGUAUCUAUUGUAUUUUAUUUAGUAUAAAAUAAUAUUGGAUAUGUAUAAAUACACUGCAUUAAAAUAUAAUACUUUAUGUUUAAUGUUAAGUUUUUACUUAUGUUACUGAACAACUAAGAAUUAAAAAUAAUUUAUUUUGAUUAGUGUAAAUUAUAUAUUGUUUAAUUUAGAAGCCAUCCAUUUUGGAUAAAUUUAAAAAAUGAAACUUAAAUUCUUACUUAUAUUGAUGUAUAUUAGAUGUGCAAUAAUCCUGCAACUUAUACUCUAGUUUAGUAGAGAUUACAUCUAUUAAAUAAAUAUUUUAUUUUAUACUUGACCAACUAUUUUUUACAAUAUUUAUAUAUGAUGUUGAAAUAAUUUUUUUUAAAUAGUAUUUACCAUUUAAUACUCAGUAUUUAACUAUAAUAAUUAAGAUUACGUUAUUGUUAUUCAUAUUGAUUAUAUUUAUAUAUAUAUAAUUCAUAUGUUUUUGUCAUUGUUUAAACAAUAUUUUGAAACAUGUUAUAUUUUAAAGUGCCACUACUAUAACAUAUUAUAUAUUAAUAAAAUAAUUUAUAAUAAAAGAAACAUACGUAAUAUACAUCAGUGAUUCUAAAAUUGGGGGCCGUGCCUAUAUAACUGGUGGGUCGUGAAAUAUAUAAUAUAUACCUAACCUAAUCCUGGUAAGCCAUAAAAUAAUUAAUGAUUUUGAUUAAGGAGGCCUUGACAGUUUCAUAUUAAAUUUAGGGGGCCCCGUGACAAAAAAAUUUGAGAAACACUGAUAUACAUAAUAAAAAUUAUUAUUUUAAGUCGUAAAUCUGUUCUAUAAUUUAACAUAAUAAUGUUGUUUAUGUAUCAACAUUAAAAUUAAACAAAUAUGUCAUCAAGAAAA